Messenger RNA from Ostrea edulis (European flat oyster), 5142 nucleotides. RefSeq lists its product as uncharacterized. Lineage: Eukaryota; Metazoa; Mollusca; Bivalvia; Ostreida; Ostreidae. The coding region runs from base 102 to 4478 and encodes 1458 amino acids. The record is from RefSeq and is a predicted model, not a curated record. The transcript is spliced from 28 exons.
AUCGUUAAGUCGACAGUGAUACCGUGAAGGGUUUAAAUUCCUGACGACAUCGAUUUAAAAAAAGACUUCAUUCCUCUCCCCGGCUUUGUGUACACGCAGUUAUGCAGGGUGUUGGUAUGAUGGACAGGGCUGUGCUGUACGUCGUUUUGUUAAGUUUUGUGUUCUACCAUGCCGAGUGUCAUAUGUCCCUCACGUUUCCUCCCGCCAGGAAAUAUGCGCUAGAUUUCUUGGAUAAUAUUAGAACAACAGGACCGUGCGGCAUUCCAAAAGGACUUGGGCCUUCCACAACACUGAUUACUGGUGCGACGAUCAAUGUGACCUGGCAUUUAGCUUAUCCACACAGAGGAGGUUACCAGCUGAACCUGCUAGAUGACAACGAAGAGUCUAUUUAUAAUCUCACUGUAGGGGAUGAUUUCAUCGGAUCUAGUGACCCCACACGGCGCUACCACGAAGUCACCUUGCCAGCCGUGGAGUGUUCAAACUGUUCCUUACAGCUACUCCGACAGGCAGCGGAAUGGAGUGCCGGAAAUUGUGGGCAGUACAUAUUCUGGUCAUGCGCAGACAUCAAUAUUAUCUCCACUGCUCCAGGAACAGAUCUAUGUAAUGGGUUUCCUUUGGAGAAUGGAGAAUGUGUUUGUAAGAAGCCAUACAGUGGGUCCAAGUGCCAAUACAAAGAUGACUGUGAAACUGAUGCUGACUGCUCUGGACACGGGGAGUGUACGACUUCAGAGGGUUUCUACCAGAGAAAACAUUGUUUUUGUGACAUGGGCUACUUUGGAAAAACAUGUGAACGAGAAUCUGCUGUAAAGUCAUUCACUUUGGACAUGUCUAAAUACACACACACUGAUCUCUCGCCUCGAUAUCAGCUGCUACACAGAAUUCUACACAGAGAAGAUGAAAUAGAGGUGGUCCUAAAAGUGAAGACAAACACCUGGGUUGGGAUCGGAUGGAGACCAACAGGUUUCAGAUCUGGAUGUCAACACUUUCCCUAUCUUCCUGGUUAUAUUCCUGGAGCAAAUGAUUCCAACGGUACAGCAGAACCGGAAGUCACCUCAGAACCGGAAGUCACGCCAGAGCCAACCCACUGUGAAGGAAGUCACAAAUCAUGUGACCAAGCCAACUGUCCUCACGAACUUACUUGGAUUCAAUAUCCUAAUACAGAUGAGAUUACGUUUACUAUGACUGCAGAUAUAUCUGACACUGAAUGGCUGGCGGUUGGGUUUUCAAGUGAUAAAAAUAUGCCCAACACGGACGUGUAUCUCGGCUCCGUGGAUUCAUCGAAUACAGUGGUUCUCACAGACAGGUUUGCCACGUCAAAAUCAGAGCCAACCAUUGACCAAACCCAGAACAUCUACAAUGUAUCAGGAAGCCGUGUAAACGGGAAGACAUCGAUUACUUUUACCCGGAAAUUGAACACUGGGGACCAAAAAGACUUCCCUCUGUCCAAUGGGAAUUGCUGGCACUUCAUUCAAGCUUGGGGUGGAUCCUAUGACAAGACAAAUGGGAAGGCUAGCUAUCACAAACAAAAAGUAGUGUCUGGUAGCAAGAUUUGUAUAAACACCUGUGAGCCAAAAACUACUGCUGAACCAGAGUCAACAGCUGAACCAGAGUCAACAGCUGAACCAGAAUCCACUGCUGAACCAGAGUCAACAGCUGAACCAGAAUCUACUGCUGAACCAGAGUCAACAGCUGAACCAGAAUCUACUGCUGAACCAGAAUCCACUGCUGAACCAGAGGCAACCUCUGAACCAGAACCUGAGCCAACAGGAACGUGUGGAAGAGGGGUGUUUGCUGGUAACAGUGACACAACUGGAAAUGCACCCCAUCCGAUGGAUUGCACUGAUAUGAUUAUUGGUGCUGCACGGGGAAUGCGCAGUCGUGUUGGGGAUUACUAUACAAGAGGGAGAUCUUCUCCACAGAGAGACGAAUUCUACGGCGGCUCAGAAAGUUUAACGUCUGCUGGCGGGUUUGAAAGAGAUGGCUAUACCUAUAUUAUAAUCCGGAGGAAACUGAAAGCCACUGAAAGGACUGAUUAUAACAUAAGCGAUGAUUUCAUGCACGUGAUCUGGGCACAGGGACAGGACACAGGAAAUUACAUCCACCGUCCCCAAACAGGGAUAGAUGUUGUGUCGACUGCAUCAGACCCAAACUUCUACAAACCAGAUGAACUGAAAUACCACGGGCAUAAUGACCACAGAGGAGUGAAGACGAUGAAUUUCUUUGAUGGGAACAGAGAAAACACACAGCCUCCUUUGAAAUGCAAUAACCAAUGGGGGCGAUGUUCCGGAAACAGUGAUGUUAACUGUUUCCUUGUCACGUGGACUUACGACUCCAGUCAGAUUACAUUUACAAUAAAGGCCUAUUUAGACAGGAACCAGUGGGUCGGAAUAGGAUUCAAUAAGAAACAGGCUAUGGCAGGAGCUGACAUAAUUGUGGGAUGGAGAACUGAAAAUGGUGACACUGUUAUUCAAGAUAGAAAGGCGUUUUCCUAUUAUGGCGAGCCACCAUUGGAUAGCCAACAAAACGUUACCUUGAUAUCAAGUGCAAGAGUAGAUUCAGUCACAACUUUGACCUUUAGUCGACCUCUGGUGGCAAGUGACGAGAAUGAUUUGUCUCUGUCAUAUAAUUGUGCUUAUUUCAUCUUUGCCAAGGGUGGAACUUACACCAGCAGUAAUGGCAUAGGGAAACAUGCCAGCACCCCCAUCAUAUCCAACAAAGAGAUCUGUGUACCUUGCACUGAGGAUAAUGAAAUAACUACAGAACCUCCUCAACAGUGCAAGGACCGGUCUAACUGGGGACAAUGUUCAGGAAAUAAUGAUGUCAACUGUUUCAAUGUCACAUGGACUUAUGACACCAGUCAGAUUACAUUUACAAUAAAGGCCUAUUUGGAAAGGAAUCGAUGGGUUGGCAUUGGAUUCAAUGACAAAAAAGCAAUGGCCGGUAGUGAUGUAAUUGUGGGAUGGAGAACAGAAAGUGGUAGUACCGUUAUUCAAGACAGAAAGGCGAAUGGCUAUAGCGAACCAGUUCUGGAUAGCCAACAAAACGUUACCUUAAUAUCCAGUGCUAGAGUGGAUUCCAUCACAACUUUGAUGUUUAGUCGACCUCUGGUGGCAAGCGACGGAAAUGAUUUCUCUCUUUCGAAUAACUGUGCUUAUUUCAUCUUUGCCAAAGGCGGAACCUACACCAGCAGUAAUGGAAUAACAUACCAUGACAACACCCCUAUCAUAUCUAAUGAGAAGAUAUGUGUACCCUGCACUACAGAUAAUGAAAUAACUACAGAACCUCCCCAACAGUGCAAGGACCGGUCUAAUUGGGGACAAUGUUCAGGAAAUAAUGAUGUCAACUGUUUCAAUGUCACAUGGACUUACGACACCAGUCAGAUUACAUUUACAAUAAAGGCCUAUUUGGAAAGGAAUCGAUGGGUUGGCAUUGGAUUCAAUGACAAAAAGGCAAUGGCCGGUAGUGAUGUAAUUGUGGGAUGGAGAACAGAAAGUGGUAGUACCGUUAUUCAAGACAGAAAGGCGAAUGGCUAUAGCGAACCAGUUCUGGAUAGCCAACAAAACGUUACCUUAAUAUCCAGUGCUAGAGUGGAUUCCAUCACAACUUUGACGUUUAGUCGACCUCUGGUGGCAAGUGACGAAAACGAUUUCUCUCUUUCGAAUAACUGUGCUUAUUUCAUCUUUGCCAAAGGCGGAACCUACACCAGCAGUAAUGGAAUAACAUACCAUGACAACACCCCUAUCAUAUCUAAUGAGAAGAUAUGUGUACCCUGCACUACAGAUGACAAUUCAGCAACAAGCACCCCGGCACCAAGAGAAAUUCGAGGUGAAUUCAGGAUCAUUAAUACUGUUUGGAACUCUAAAUUGGAAGACAACACAAGUCCGGAAUUCAGGCAGUUGUCCGACAAACUGCAUCGAUCUCUCACUACGCUGCUUAGCACCAUACAGGGAUUCCUGGAUGUAAGAAUAAUUAAAUUCAGUGAGGGUAGCGUGAUCGUGGAGUAUGACAUCAUCAUGACUGGCGAUGAGGCAGCGGCUAAACAGGGGGCGACUACUGCUGUACAGAGGCUGAAAGACCAGGGUCAACUUGAUGAAUUUACGCUGGAUAAAGAAAGCAUCAAGCUAGUCCAACCAGCAGUUCCGGAAGACGAAGAUAAAUCACUUCCUGUUGAGUUAAUCCUGAUCAUCGCAAUCUCUAGCGCUGGUGUCCUCUUGAUCCUCGUUCUGGGCACCUGUAAUUGUGUCCGAACCCGAAAAAAUAAUAAAGGGAAUGAUCUGACACAAAUUCCGUACCAUCAUCCAAGUUCUGCAUCUAAAAUAUCUUAUGAUGAAUGGUCACAGCAGCAACAAUAUGACAAUCCCGCCUAUAAUGGUUACCAUGACGACAAGGGUCAGACCAAGGAAACUGGAAACGGUAGCCACAACAAUGGUGGUCAACGUAAAGAAACCGGGUCCUUCAUUCGACCCUACGUGGCAUAAUAAGAUUCAUCUAUGUUUCUAUUUACAUGCAAUAUAAACUGCCAAAUCAUCAGGGUUGUAGCGUUAAUUGUUAAGUGUGCUACAAAUUGCAUGCUACAGACAUGCUGUUCUUAGCUGCUAACUUGGUUUAUGAUAGAUGCAUUUUGUAUAUCAUAUAUAUAUAUUGUUAUUUACAAUGUACAUGUAUACGCAAUGAGAUAAUUUUUUUCACUUGUUCUGGGUGCCAUAAAGAGAUAAAAGAUCAAAUGAUGUAUUGCUAUUCUCAGCGUACUGGGGAGGAAUAUAUACCAGUACAUGUAAUACUCUUUAUAUAUACAGUAAUAGGCAAAUGAUACAUACCUUUCAAGGAAUAAAUGUCAAGAUUUAAAUUAUUAUUAUUUUUUUUAUAAAUAUAUAUUUUUUAAUGUUAUUUCAAAAAGUACAUGAAUACAUAUAUUAAAUGCGUAUCUGAGUACAUUUAGUCAGUACAGAUUGAUAAUUUGCUAUAUAUUUCAUGUGUCAUUGUAGCUCUACUGAGUACAUUCAGUCAGUACAGAUUGAUAAUUUGUAGCUCUAUUUUUUUUUAAGAAAGAAAGAAGUUUGUAUUAUUGAUGGUAUUAAACAUUGGAAACAAAGGAUAAUUUGUAUUGGCAUCAUUUUUUUUUUUUUUUUACAUUUAUUCUGU